UUCAUCACCUCGUUGGCAACUCCUUUCACAGCUGGAGAUCAACAAGUGGAUCUCACCUAUCAUAAUACAGCGACAUACCGCUUCAGACAACAAAACAUUCAACAAAACUCGAGGAUAAAAGAGUGUAUACCGAUCCUUACGCGAAGAAUCUGGUUAUCAGGACAUACGCCGAGCAAACGCCAGUUAUUGGUUCAAACAUGAACGCCGAAGGCCACCGAUACCGAUCGCGGUCACCUCUCCCUGGUGGCUCAGGAUCCACACAUCACGACAGGAGAAGGUCAAGAUCGAGGUCAGAGAGGUACGACGACAAGCGGGAUCGCAGGCAUGGAGAGGGACGUGAUAGACAUCGGGAGCGAUCAAGAAGCCGAGACCGUGAGAGGGACCGGGUCAGAGACAGGGAUCGCCACCGGCGGCGGCACGAGGACAGAGACCACCACCGCCAUCGUUCCCACUCAUAUGAACGAUCCAAGGACGAACCACCCAAACCCCUCCCUUUCAACUCCCGCCAGCUCUCCCGCUCCGACUACCCCAACUUCGAACCGCUCUUUGCCCAAUAUCUCGAUAUCCAAAAACAACUUUACAUCGACGACCUAGACGACUACGAACUCCGCGGUAGAUGGAAGAGCUUCGUCAAGAAGUGGAACCGCGGCGAGUUGGCAGAGGGGUGGUAUGAUCCCGAGAGGUUCGCCGGAGCAGCCAAGGAGGCCGCGGCAGAGGGUAGGGUACCCCGUUCCAUCGCCGAAGCAAGCAGUCUCAAGGAGAAAGACAGGAAGGGGAGGGCGGUCUCAACGAUGUCUGAGGGUGACAACCCCGAAUCGACAACAGCAAGACCAUCCAUCGAGACCAACGAUACACCACAGCCCGACUCCAACCCUCCCCAGAUUCUUCAAAAUCAAGAAGAAGAAGAAGACGACGCUUCAGACUCCGACUACGGCCCCACCCUCCCCGGCCAGUCCUCCUCCUCCUCCCGGACUCACGCCCAUGGCCCCACUAUUCCCUCCUUAACCGACCUCACCCUCCACCGCGAGACCCUCGCCGAAGAGUCUGCCACACAGCGCGCCUCCUCCCUCGAAGCCCUGCGUGCCCAACGCAAAGCCGAUCGCGCCCUGCAAAAAGAACGACUCGAAGAUUUGGUCCCGCGCGCCGACGCCGGCACACGCGAGCGCCGACUUGAAAAACGAAAAGAGCUAAACGAAAAGCUCAAGUCCUUCCGAGAACCAUCGCCAGGUGGGGAGGUGGCUGAAAGUGAACUGAUGGGUGAAGGAGAUGGAGGUGGGUUGGAGGAGUACAAGCGGAUGAUGAAGAGGGAGGAAGUCAAGAAGACGGAGAGGCAGUUGAGGAGGGAGGAGAUGGAGCGAGCGAGGGCGGCGGAGCGAGAGAAGAGGAUUCAGGAGGCGAAGGAGAGAGAGGAUAGGGUGAUGGAGGGGUUGAAGGCGUUGGCUAAGGCUAGGUUUGGGUAGGGCUGUUGGGUAGGUAGAUAUGGGGAUUUGGGAGAUGGAAAAUGUGGGUGAAAUGGCAUUUCUUUUUCUGAGGGAAGACAUUGGUGUCGUUGCACUUUUGGUUUGAUAAUGUGAGAUAACAAAAGCGCGGCGUAGGAUGCUUGAAUUUUUGCUUUGUGUAGAUUAUUUGGCUUUACAAAAUACAACAAACAGAAAUUAGCAGGUAAAGCUUAA
Messenger RNA from Neurospora hispaniola, 1673 nucleotides. RefSeq lists its product as uncharacterized. The transcript has a single exon. The record is from RefSeq and is a predicted model, not a curated record. Bases 198 to 1460 code for a protein of 420 amino acids. Lineage: Eukaryota; Fungi; Ascomycota; Sordariomycetes; Sordariales; Sordariaceae.